Mytilus trossulus (common blue mussel) is the source of this 1048-nucleotide messenger RNA. RefSeq lists its product as uncharacterized. The record is from RefSeq and is a predicted model, not a curated record. Bases 143 to 754 code for a protein of 203 amino acids. The transcript is spliced from 4 exons. Lineage: Eukaryota; Metazoa; Mollusca; Bivalvia; Mytilida; Mytilidae.
CCAUUAUUUCAAUUUAGAUUUCAGGUAAAUGUAAAAAUGACGACGGAAUCAACAUGACUUAAUUGUGACAGCUUACAUUAAGUUGACAAUGUAUUGCCUGCGAUAGAAUCCAUAAUUUCAUUAAAUCUUGAAGGUGUUGAGAAUGGACGCUAUUACUGUAUCAUGGCUUAGAUUGUUUCUGGUAUCGUUUUUCGAAUUCAUCAUCGAUGCAAAGGACUGUUUGAAAAAUGACGACAUUGGAUGGCGUGAGGGUAAUAUCUACAAAUGCAAUGACCAAACAAAGUCUGAAUGUUGUGAAAAGGACCACAGGUUUACCUGUUGUGAACCAGCAAGAGAUACUACAUUACGUGAACAAUUUCAACUGUGGGGUGUAGUGGCAUUCUUCAUAAUGAUUAUAUUUAUCAUCUACAUGUAUUUGAAGAAAGAUGUCGAAAUUUUUACUAGACCUACAUUGAAAGACAGCAUACUGUCACUUGUGAGAGCAAAAAAAAGACAAAGCGAUGGAGCAACAACCACUGAAAGGUCCAACAGAAAUGAUUCUACUACUUACACAAGAACUGGUAUUAAGAACAAACCCCAUUUAAAUGAAGACGACGACUCUUGUUGGUCCGAUUCACAAUCUGACUUUGAAAUUGAACCAGCGAACGGAAUGUCAUCAACAGAAAAUGAUGGAAGCCCACAUGUAUCGUAUACGGAAGCAGUCUCGCUAAACCAACAAAGUAAAAUGGAAAUUCAAAAUAAAAACAGAGCUUAAAUUAAAAUGUAUUAUCAUUGACGAAAGUUAGAACAUUGCAGUUUUUUGGUUUACAUUUUACAUAAUUGAAUACCAAUCUUUAAUCUAUUUUACAUUCUGAAAAGAAAUGAUAUAAUGUAUAAUCUCAAGAUACAGAUUUCCACGUAACGUUUAGCAUGUUUAGCAACAAACACCAAUCUAUCAAGAUACCAAAUACCUACAAGGAUUAAACGGUCAAAUAAAGAAAAGAAAGUAAACUCAUGAUAUAUUCCAGGAUUGAAAUCAUGUAUUUGUACAAAACACGCAUUGCGUCUA